This is a messenger RNA of Phalacrocorax carbo (great cormorant), 7154 nucleotides long. The record is from RefSeq and is a predicted model, not a curated record. NCBI's taxonomy places the organism in Eukaryota, Metazoa, Chordata, Aves, Suliformes, Phalacrocoracidae.
GUAGCGGGGCGGGGCGGCGGAGGGGGAGCCGCCCCCCGGCCGCCCCGGCACCCCCGGCAGCUGGACAUCCACCGCACCGCAUCGCAUCGCACCGCACCGCAUCGCAUCGCGGGGAGGCGUCUGCGAGAGGCAGGCGGGGAGGAGUGCCGGGGGAGGCAGGCGGAGGCGGCGCGCCUCGGCUCGGCGGGGCUCGGCUCGGCGGGGCUCGGCUCGGCGGGGCUCGGCUCGGCGGGGCUCGGCGCACCGUGCCGCAAAGAAAGACACCCCCACACCCCCCCCACACCACCCCCCGAGGGAAAGUGGAAGCGUGCCCGCGGCUCCGGGCCACGCCGCCGGGCACCGGCCGAGAGGCGGCUCCCCCCACCCCCCGACCCCCCGGGCCGCCGGGGGCUGCCGAGGCCGUCCCCCCAUGAGGCUGUUUCCAGCUAUGUAAUGUUUUUCGGUCCCAUGAGAUGGAAAUUGAGCAGUGCUUGCUGGAGUCCCUCCCCCUCGGCCAGCGGCAGCGGCUGGUGAAGCGGAUGCGCUGUGACCAAAUAAAGGCAUAUUACGAGAGAGAAAAAGCUUUCCAGAAACGGGAGGGCUACGUGAAAAAACUGAAACAUGGAAAGAAUCAUCGAGUUCAUUUUAACCUUGCUGAUAUGAUACAGGAUGCAAUCAUACGUCAUGAUGAUAAAGAAGUGCUACGGCUCUUGAAGGAUGGUGCCGACCCUCACACGCUUGUUUCCUCAGGAGGCUCCUUGCUCCAUCUGUGUGCCCGCUACGAUAAUGCAUUUGCUGCGGAAAUUCUAAUUGACAGAGGAGUAAAUGUAAAUCAUCAAGAUGAGGAUUUUUGGACAUCAAUGCAUGUAGCCUGUGCGUGUGAUAAUCCUGAUAUUGUCCUGCUACUACUACUAGCGGGAGCAAACGUGCUGCUGCAAGAUGUUAAUGGAAACAUUGCACUUGAUUAUGCCAUUGAAGGGACUGAAACUAGCAGCAUCCUUCUGAUGUACUUGGAAGAAAAUGGCGUAGAGCUGAAUUCGCUGCGCCAAAUGAAGACACAGAGACCCACGGCAAUGCUUACAGAUGUCCGACAGCUCAUAUCAAGUGGAGGAAGUGUGAAUCAAAAGAAUGAUGAAGGAGUUACCCUGCUGCACGUGGCCUGCGCUAAUGGAUACAAGAAUGUUGUAUCUCUGAUACUGGAUCAUGGGGCUGAUCUCAAUGUAGUGGAUAAUCAGUACUGGACACCCCUACAUUUAGCUGCCAAGUAUGGACAGACCAACCUUGUGAAGCUGCUUUUGAUGCACUGGGCAGAUCCCAAUCUUCUUAACUGCAAUAAUGAAAAGCCUUCAGAUGUUGCAGCUUCUGAGUUUAUUGAGGAAAUGCUUGUGAAGGCUGAAAUUGUUUGGGAGGAAAAAAUGAAAGACCCUUUAGCUGUUUCCACUUUAUCGCAAGAAGAGCCAUACGAAGAGAUCAUCCAUGAUCUGCCCACAAUUUCCAACAAACUCAAUCCCCUGGCUUUACCGAUGGCCAAGCAGGACAGUUUGCUGGAGAAAGACACCAUGUUUAAAGACGCAGCUAAAGGCUUAUGCAAGCAGCAAUCUCAAGACAGUGCGUCUGAAAAUGUCACUGUGAGCACUACGGCCAAACUGGAACAGAUCAAGCUAAUGCCUCCAGCUCCAAAUGACGACCUGGCUUCUCUGAGUGAGCUCACAGACAGCAGCCUGCUUUAUGAGAUUCAGAAGCGUUUCAAUAAUAAUCAGAUAUAUACCUACAUUGGUGAUAAACUGCUGCUUGUUAACCCAUUUAAAGAGCUUCCUAUUUAUUCUACCAUGGUCACCCAGCUUUAUUUAAGUAACUCUGGAAAACUGUGUUCCUCACUUCCCCCACAUAUAUUUUCCUGUGCUGAAAGAGCUUACCACGUGCUAUUCCAGGAGCAGCGUCCCCAGUGCUUUAUCCUCAGUGGAGAAAGCGGUUCUGGGAAGACUGAAGCCUGCAAACAGAUAGUGAAGCACCUCACUUGCAGAGCCAGCUCCAGCAGAAAUGCCUUUGAUACAAAGAUAAGACAUGCAAACUGUAUCCUGGAGGCCUUUGGCCAUGCUAAGACACCCUUGAAUGAUUUUUCCAGCUGUUUUAUAAAAUAUUUUGAGUUACAGUUUUGUGAGAAGAAAAAAACAUUAAUUGCAGCUAGGAUUUAUACAUACAUGUUGGAGAAGUCUCGUGUCAUUAUGCAACCUCUCAACCAGAGUAAUUUUCAUGUUUUUUAUUUGAUGAUGGAUGGGUUGUCUGCUGAAGAAAAAUACACCCUGUACCUCAGUAAUCUGUCUGCACACAGGUACCUAAACCAGACUGUACUGGACGAGACAAUGUUAACAGCCAACCCUCAAAACAGGGAGAAAUUAGCCCUACUAAAACAAGCUUUAGGUGCUAUGGGAUUCAAUAGCCUGGAGGUGGAGAACCUGUUUGUAAUUCUCUCAGCAAUUCUGCAUCUUGGAGACAUUCACUUUACAGCUCUGACAGACGCUGAGACAGCAUUCGUGUCAGACCUGCAGCUACUGGAACAAGUGGCAGGGAUGCUGCAGGUUUCACCAGAUGAGCUUGCUUCAGCCUUAACAACGGAUGUUCAGUAUUUUAAAGGAGACAUGAUUGUAAGGAGGCACACUAUAGAAGUUGCAGAAUUUUACCGGGAUCUCUUGGCAAAAUCUCUAUAUGGUCGUUUAUUUAGCUUUUUAGUCAACACGAUGAACUGCUACCUUCAAGAUGAGACUGGCAGUGACCAGGUAUUUGAAAUUGGAAUACUGGAUAUUUUUGGAUUUGAAGAAUUUCAGAAGAAUACUUUUGAACAGCUGUGUGUCAACAUGACCAAUGAGAAGAUACACCAGUACAUCAAUGAAGUGCUUUUCCUACAAGAGCAAGCAGAAUGUGUACAAGAGGGAGUUGCCAUGGAAACGGUGUAUUCUCCUGGUAACCAUACUGCAGCCUUGGAUUUUUUCUUUCAGAAACCAUCAGGCUUUUUGUCAAUGCUGGAUGAAGAAAGCCAAUCUAUUUGGUCAGUGGAACAGAGUCUUUCGAAACGCAUUCAGGCUUACCUGGAUACGUCAGACACAAAUACAGUGUAUUCUUCCACAAAAGAUGGAAAUGGUAACCUUGCCCCAAAGGAUCAGGGCUCCACCUUCACUGUUAUGCAUUAUGCUGGGAGGGUUACUUACGAAAUUGCUGGUGCGAUAGAAAAAAAUAAAGAUUCCCUUUCACAAAAUCUCCUAUUUGUAAUGAAAACCAGCGAAAAUGUAGUCAUCAACCAAUUGUUCCAGUCCAAGCUGACACAAACUGGAUCACUUGUUCCUCCAUACCAUUCCCUUAAAAUCAAAGGGUGUAAGGCAGCUUUGCUGAGUAAAAAACCAUCAGUAGCCUGUGCAAGUGGAGAGACAAAGAAAUAUAUUGAGCUCAGCAAACUCUUGAAAAAGAAAGGAACAUCCUCAUUUCUUCAGAGACUGGAACGAGGGGGCCCAACCACUGUGGCAAUACAGCUCAGGAAAUCACUCACGGAUAUUAUUGGGAAGCUGCAGAACUGCACGCCACAUUCUGUUCAUUGUAUAAAGCCCAAUAACUCCAAGUUGCCAGAUACUUUUGACAAUUUUUAUGUGUCUGCUCAACUGCAGUACAUUGGUGUCCUAGACAUGGUCAAAAUCAUACGACAUGGAUAUCCAAUACGUCUCUCCUUCACAGACUUCUUGUCAAGGUAUAAAGAUUUGGCUGAUACAGCAGCAGGAGAGAAGAAGUUGUCUGCCAAGGAGAGAUGUCGUCUUGUUCUUCAGCAGUGUAAAUUACAAGGCUGGCAGAUAGGAGUCCGAAAAGUGUUUCUUAAAUACUGGCAAGCUGACCAUCUCAACGAUUUGUGCCUUCAGCUUCAGAAGAAAAUUAUAACCUGCCAAAAAGUUGUAAGAGGAUUUCUAGCUCGCCAGCGCUUGCUACAGAAGAUGAGCAUCAAACAGCAAGAGGUCACCUCAAUCAAAAGCUUCUUGCAGAACGCUGAGGAUAUGGGAUUGAAAACAUAUGAUGCCUUGGUCAUUCAAAAUGCUUCUGACAUUGCUCGGGAAAAUGACCGGCUCCGCAAUGAGAUGAAUGCUGCUUACCACAGGGAAAAGUUAGAGGCUAGAAACAGACCAGAAGAAGGUCACAAAAGAGCUGAAGACAAGGGUGGGAAGGUCUCUGAGGACAGCUUUGCCGGCUGCCGAACGCCUAAGCACUUUCAUUCCAGCUCUGUCCCUGUCCCCAUGGCAGUGGACGGCUUGGUACAUUCUGCGGCUGGGUCAUCCAUCAGAUCCCCCUCCCUGCACUCUGUGUUCAGCAUGGAUGACAGCAAUAGCCUGCCAUCACCAAGGAAACAGCCUCCUCCCAAACCAAAAAGGGACCCCAACACACGACUGAGCGCUUCGUACGAGGCUGUUAGUGCUUGCUUGUCGGCAGCUUCUAAGGAAACCGCCAAUGAAGUACUGACCCGUCCAAGGCCACACAGUGAUGACUACAGUACUAUGAAAAAAAUACCUCCCAGGAAACCAAAACGAAGUCCCAAUACGAAGCUUAGUGGCUCUUACGAAGAAAUACCUGGCCAAAAGCCUGGGGAUGUAAAACAGGCAAGCACAGUAGCUAAACAAGGUGGCUAUGACACUGUGACAGUACAGAGAGCAGCUUCUGCUGAUGGACCACAACAUGGUGUGUUGAGUCUCUAUAUGUCACAAGAAGAGGAUGAAAAUGAGCCUGUCUAUAUUGAAAUGGUAGGGAAUGCAAUGAAAAGCAGUUCUGCAGAAGCAGAAAGCCCAGAACAAGGAGAGUCUGUAUAUGAAGAAAUGAAGUAUUUUCUACCAGAAGAAGGAAGCAAUGCUAAUGGAAUAAUGCCAGUAGUGACUGGAUCUCCUCCUCUGCUGUUUGAAAGCAAAAAACGUGUUAAUGCUGAAGAUGGAACGUUGGAUGGAAACAGUCAAGCGGCUUUGAUCUACAAAGACUCAUGUGACAUUCCAGCCCCUUUCCCGAACUUGCUCCCUCACAGGCCACCACUUCUUGUAUUUCCUCCAACCCCUGUCACAUGUUCACCCGCUUCUGAUGAAUCACCUCUAACACCACUAGAAGUAAAAAAGCUUCCUGUCUUGGAAACCAACCUAAAAUACCCUGUGCAGUCAGAAGGCUCAAGUCCAUUAUCACCGCAGUACUCCAAAAGCCAGAAAGGGGAGAAUGAAAGACCAGCAUCUCCAGGCUUGGUUGUGUUCAAUGUUUCCAGCAAAGUGACUCCUCCUUCCACACCACCUCCUCCUCUCCCACCACCCCCUCCUCCUGUACCACCUCCUAUUUCCUACCGGGCUUCCACACAUUUUGCAUUUCCUCCAGAGACUUGUGCUAGUUUUCUGAUUAAUACAGGGAAAACAGGUACAAACUCAGAUCUGUCAAAAGUACCUCAGAGGCCAAAUCCCGCUCAGCUUGGAUGCUCAUCUUCUCCAUUCUCCAAACUGCCUUACUCCCCAAAGGUGGCAAGAGCAGAUCACAGGAAACUGAACUCAAAUUCGUCAUCUUCAUUUCCAUACAGCCCUACAAACUCAAGGUCAUUGACCAGUCCCCUUGAUGAGUUAACUAGCUUGUUCAACUCAGGACGGAGUGUGCUACGAAAAUCUGCAGCAGGACGUAAGAUCAGGGAGCCAGAAGGUGCUGAAACUAAUCUGAACCUGAGGAGCAGGGAAGAUCCAAAUACAUCAGAUAUUGGAGCAGAAACCCAGGAUAGAAAUGCAAAUAACCAUGGAACUCAGUCAUCUAAUCCACUGUCCAGUUCUGUGACUGCUGAAAAUGGAAAUUCAGUAUCAAAUGGUUUGCCUGAGGAGAAUGAAUAUUCAAGACUGUCAGCCAGCACUACAGCAGGCUCAUCGAUUCAAAGACAUAGGGAGAGCCACACUAGUCAGAGGCAAAGAAACCACCAAAAUGGAACAGAUGUUUCUUCUGGUCAUUUCUGCCAUGCUUUUGCUUAGAUAGAAAAUUUUGUCAUGACUAAGAGUCAUUUCUAUUCAGUUACACUCCAGGAAGUGAUCCCAAAGCAUACUGAAGACUCCACAAAUGUUGACGUUGCUUGGCGGGGUCUAAAACCAAAACCUCCUCUAAAAUAAAAAAGUUUUUAGAAGAUAUUACCUCUGUGCACUUCUUUUGUUUUUACAUGAAGCAUUUCUCAGUUCCUUAACCAGUCCAAUUGGCUCUCUUUACCAGACUGUAUUUAUUGCUUCCUCAGUUCUCGAUAGCUCCUAUGAGUGUGUAUGUUUAAAAGAUAGAACAUAAAGACUGUUGAAAUAUGUAAGUUCCUUGGAAUGUCAGCAACAUCAGCAAGAUGAAAAAUAAAGUCAACAAAAGCAAGACUUUGGCAUCUCACACAAAAGCUAAGAGGCCCUGUCGUCUUUUUUUUUUUUUUUUCCACAGAUCCAGAGCUGUAUUUUUUUUAUUUCUUUGGUAAAAAUAUUUUGAAGUUGCUAUUAUCAUUCACUACAAAGUGGGAAGUGGUGUGAGAAAGAUACAGUGGAAUGAAGAAAAGCAGGCCAACUAAAAGACUCCUUGUUUCUUAUGUGGGCAGCAAGAAGCAACAUGGUCUGUCUGUAACGGGAUGAGAUGGACGGCCUGGAGAUAAUGAACAGAUGGGAAGUGAGGGGCAGAUUAAAGACUAGAGUGAUAAUAAGCAUGUGUGUGGGGUGGGAGUGGGGAGUAAAACAGCACCAGAUAAAGGAUGAUUCAGAGAAGUAAGGUUAGAGGAAGAAUAAAAUGACUGAGAGAAGGUAAACAAUAAAAUAGAAUAGGGGAUUUAGAAAGAGGGAAAAAGGAAGAUCCAGAGACAAAAAAAGAAAAAGAGAAAAAAAAAGAUGUGAGAAAAACAACUAAAAGGAAGAUAAGAAAAACAGGAGGGGAAGAACCAAGGACAGAGCACAUGGUGGUGCAGUAAAAACAGAGAGGGACUAAGGAGUAAAACAGUAGAAAGUCUAUGUGAAGUUCCAGAUAUAAUAUUAAUCUUCAUACACAUAUCAAUGUGAUCUUUUAUGUUCCAUAAAACAAAAAUCAUUGUAAUAAUCCACCUACAUUGAUAGGGUGCUUUCUAUGCAAGGAAGUUUGCAACCGUCAUCUCCUGAAGAUUCAGCCACUCAAGAAGAAAGAUUGAA